Messenger RNA from Arabidopsis thaliana (thale cress), 1029 nucleotides. RefSeq names its product Meprin and TRAF (MATH) homology domain-containing protein. The record is from RefSeq and is marked reviewed. Bases 1 to 1029 code for a protein of 342 amino acids. The transcript has 4 exons. Lineage: Eukaryota; Viridiplantae; Streptophyta; Magnoliopsida; Brassicales; Brassicaceae.
AUGGGGUAUGAGAAAUUCACUUGGGUGAUUAAGAAUUUCUCAUCUUUGCAAUCUGAGUACAUUAAAUCUGAUAUAUUCGUGAUCGGUGGCUGCAAAUGGUGUCUUUUGGCCUAUCCCAAUGGAAAACAGAAUGCUAGUUAUUUGUCUCUGUAUCUGGAUGGUCCUACUUUAAAAACUUUGCCUUGUGGAUGUAGAAGGCGCAUAAGAUUUCGCCUAACUGUUGUAAAUCAACUCUCCGAAAACCUCUCCCGACGAGGAGAAGGAAAACGAUGGUUUGAUAAAAAGCUUCCUCUGUGUGGGUAUGAAGAAGUGCUUCUUCUUACCAAACUUAAUGCCAAACAUGGUGGAUUUCUUGUGAACAAUGAAGUCAAGAUUGUUGCGGAGGUAGAUGUUCUUGAAGUUAUUGGCAAAUUAGAUGUUUCUAAGGAAUCUCAAGAGGUAAUUAAACCUCGGAAAAGGAUGAGGCUAUAUGGUGAUGGUGGUGCGGUGUCUAGUCAUUUGCACAAGGAAACUUCAUCAGUAGAUGUCAAUGGGUUUCAAGUUCUUCCUUCACAGGCGGAAUCUGUGAAGCGUAUAUUCGAAAGACACCCAUACAUGGCAUUAGAGUUCCGAGCAAAGAACCAACAGUUGAGGGCAUCAUGUAUAAAUGUCCUCCUCAGCCUAAUCAAGACGUUGUGCCAGUCACUGCAAGAUAUUUCCAUUGAUGACCUAGGCCAAACAGAGCAAGUACUAACAUUCCUGCAAAAUUCUGGAUUUAAGGUGGAUUGGCUGGAGCGUAAACUGGAGGAAGUAAAGGAAAAGAAGAUCCAAGAGCACAUUGGUAAGUCUCGGAUGCAAGGAUUAGAGGAAGACCUGAAGGUCUUCAAGAAGAAGUGCUCUGACAUAGAAGCUCUACUGGAGAAAGAGAAGGAAGAACUCAAGGGAUUGAAGCAAAAGUGCUCAGACAUAGAAGCUCUGCUGGAGAAAGAGAAGGGAAAGGUGUUGGCUGCUGCUGCCAGAACUCCUCUAACGUUUGACGAUAUUCUCUGA